Effrenium voratum is the source of this 4947-nucleotide messenger RNA. Lineage: Eukaryota; Dinophyceae; Suessiales; Symbiodiniaceae. The record is from the annotation of a GenBank genome assembly.
AUGACCGAGCCACGCUCCGUGUGGGAGGCAUACGAGCUGCAGGCCCGGAAGAGCCCAGCUGCGCCGGCCGUAUGCAUCCCAAAUCCUCGAGUGGAGCUGACCUACGCAGCUGUGAUCUCCCGGAGCCUCAGUAUUGCACGGAGCCUCAAGAAGAGGCACGGCGACCGCGAGCGGGUGGGCAUCCUCGUUGGAAGGACUCAUGCAGACUUUCUGCCUCUGUUGCUGGCGGUGGGGCGUCACGGUGCAUUUGUUCUGCUGAGCACAGACCUUCCGGACAAAGAGCAGCAGCGCGAGCGCAAUCAAUAUUUGCUGGACACGCUGCAGCUGAGCCUCGUGGUGGUGGAAGCGAGGGAGAGCUUCACAGACCUCUGUCUGACAGCGGCCUGGGCUCCCUUGGCUGAGCUAAGCGAAGAGGAAGGCGAGUGUCUGGGGGAAGACAAUUUCGACCCGGACGCGGUCUUGUCCUUCAUGUGCACCGGUGGCAGUCAACACCUGAAGAUUGCCAAGGUGACCCACCGCAUGAUGCUGCACGAGAGACGCGCAUACCCGGCGCUAUGCCAGAUCAGUGGCGUGCGUCUCCUCCAGAACCUCCGAAGCUUUUGGCCGGCGGCAGUGGUGGGCCAGCUGAGCCUUGCACUGGCCCUGGAGGGCUGCGCUGUGAUCUGCAGCUGCGAUGUCACGCAGAUGCGCCAGCUGGUCUUGGACGAGAACGUGGACGUACUUGGCCUUGUGCCAGACCAGCUCAGCUUGCUGGCCGAGGACGCCUCAGCUCUGCCCCAGCUGCGCCUGGUGAUCUCCUGGGCAGAGCGCCUGCCGCUGCACUUGGCCCAGAAGUGGCGCGGCGUGCGGAUCCUGGAGCUGCUCAUCGCCACGGAGUACUGGCUCUCCUUUGCAGGCGACCCAUUGAAGCCAGAGCGCAUUGGUGAAGACCGAUGGACCGUGUUCUAUCCGGUCUCCGAUGUCGGCUUUGUGGUUCUCGAUGAGGGCAAACGCGUCCAGGAGGGCUUGGGCGAGCUUUGCCUGCGCGGGCCAAUGGUCUCACCAGGCUACGUCGCCGGGGAGGCCUUUCUGGACUUCGAGGGCCAGCGAUACUUCCGCACCCACGACUUGGUGCAGCUGCUGCCCGGAGGUGGCUUCAUCUACCGGGGCCGCGGCGAUCGGUGGUCCAAGGUCAAGGGCCAAUGGGUCGAUCUCAAUGCCCUGGAGCACACGCUCCAGGACACCGAGGGGGUGAAAGAGGCGUGUCUGGUGGAGUCGGACCUGGUGCACGCCUUUGUGAGCCUCGAUGAGACUUUGUCUUUGCCGGUGCGGAGGCUCAAGGAUCUUCUGCCCUGGAGGAGCUAUCUUCACGUGCUGCCAGUCUUGCCUCGCACCGCCACCGGCAAGGUGAACGUCAAGUCCUUGCAGGCCAGGCUGGAGCGGCCAUCAAGCGCUCGGGUUUCGUCGCGGAGGCAGCGCCUGCGCCAGACCUGGCUGCAGCACGGCAGCCUGGCGCUGGCUGCGGCGCUGGUGUCCUUUUUCGGGGAGGCCGCAACCACCUCGAUUUGGCUCGGGUUCCUGGGCCCUUGCAGCCUGGCCUACGGCUGGCUGGGCUUGGCGCACCUCAGCGUCCGGAAGCUGCCCGACUUGGGCUUCACGAGGAUGUCGGGCUUGCUGGCGCUGCACGCCUUGCCUUUCCGCUGGGCGCGGCAGCUCCGAGCGCUGCUGGCGCUGUAUGGGCUGCAAAGGGCGCUGAGCAGGCGAAGGCUGUCCUGGCCGCUGGUGUUCUGGCUGGGUUCUGGCACCCAGCUCCACCUGGAAUGCGUGCGCGCUCGCGGCAGCCUCUUGAUGGGCUUGCUGAGGCAGUUGGGCUACACGGUGGAUGGUGUGGACGAGGUUGUGAAGCUUCUUCUGGGGCAGCUGAGGGGACUCUUUUCCCGGCGGCGCAACUGGAACUCUGGAAGGAGGGGUGCGCCGUGGGAGCCGUCGAGGACUAUUGGCACCCAAUGGGAAGAGCAUCCCAUGGAUGAGAAGGACGUGCUGCAGAGCGAUCUAUGGACUGCAGAAUCCGUCUUGGCCAGUACAGAGACGACUCUUCCAAGUUGGCCCUGCGAAACGGAGGAGAGCGCCCGGGUGGAACUUUCGCAGCGCUCCAUCGAUUGGGCUUUAGAGAACUUCCCAUCCCCCAAGCCCUGGGAUGAGUCCAUGAGCUUCCUGCGGCAUGUGAUUCCUGAGACGGACCCGGACGCAUCAUUGGCAAGUCUGGAUAGCCUCCGCGUGAGCUUCAUCGCGAGUGCGCUGCAGGCCCAGGGUCAUAUGGUGAGCGGAGAAGAGGUGCGCCAGGCGCGGUCCCUCCGUGCGUUGGUCGCCCAGCUGGGUGCCGCGAAAGCCGCGCCGCGCGUGGCCGCCGCCUCCAGGAUGCCGGCGCCGAAGUCGGAGUAUGCGAUCUGGUUCACUCCUGGCCAGAUGAAUCCGAUGGGUCCCUGGCUAUGCCGCAGCCGGCGCGUUGUGGUCAAAUCCGCGCUCCAGCGCGCGCUCACGCAGCUCCGUGCGCGGCAUGUGGCGCUGCGGGCGGCGUCCGCGGACCCCGUGCCGCUGCGCUCCUUCAUGCUGAACUGUGCGGCGCUGCUGUGCGCGAGUGAGGCCGAAGCUUUGCCUCCUUUCGCGCAGCGGGCGGUGGGCUGCGCGCUGUUCAGGGCCUGGCCCCGGGUCCGUGUGUUGGAGGAGGAUCAUCCCCUCUCCGAGGUGGAAGUUCAUGGCCAAACCGAAUUGGAGUGGCAGCUGGGCCGCGGCAAUACGCCCCUCCCGUCGCCGUUUGAAGUUCUGCUGAUUCAGCUGGUGCUGCCCGUAGUGGGCGUUUGGGAGUGUGAUGGAGGCCACAUCUCUAUUGUGCGGUCAGAGGGUGAGUUGGUCUACGUGGACGCGGAGCGCUGGCUGGCGGCAAAGCUGGGCGCCGAACUGAACGGCCCGGCCCUCUUUGCGGGGCUCCUGCCAGAUGGAGGGGGCGUGUGGCUGCGCUUCCCUACGUCCAGCCAGCUGCAAGUCUCGUACCGGCCCUCGUCGACUGCUUCCUUGACGACCUUCACAGCCACUCGGAUCCCGCAGCCGAGCGACCAGCUGGAAACCGUCUCCUUUGUCAUGAUGCAAUGCAGCCACGCCUUUGCUGACGGCUACUGCUUUCCCCCCAUCGCCUCCGACCUCUUCACCUACGUAAACCUGGCCGAAUCGGGAGAGCUUCAAGCGAACGGCGCGUUGCCCGCCACUGACGCCUUCCGAGUGCUGGAGCAACGGCUGGCCGCCACCUUGCGAUUCCGCUUGGAUCCCAACCGCCACUCCCUGCGCGGAAGCCUAUGGGGGGCCUCCUUCAAGGGCUACUCCUGCAGCCUCUCCCUGGAGGGCGGUACGCUCAAAGUGCUCAAGGCAGUGGCGAGCAAUUAUCAAGUGCCCUUGAACUACCUGCUUCUCGCAAUCGUGACUGCUGCGCAAGCGCGAGCGUCCCAUGCGCAAGCUGUGGAGAUGACGCUGUAUGUACCCAUGCGAGAUGGAAUCGAAUCAGGAAUGGUUGGCUUGUUUGCUGACUGGCGAGACAUCACUGUGUCCACCGACUUUGAAGAUGCCACCAUCCUGGGUGUCAUCCUUGAAGUGGCUGAUAUUCUGCGUCUGCGCCGAUGGACGGUCUUCGACGCUGUCAGGAAAGCUGAGCGGACCGUGGUGAAUUUCGACCAGCGGGAUGUGCGCGACCACAGCGGAUUUGUGCAGGUUUCAGACACUUUCUGGCGACCUGGACGGGCUCGCAAUUGGAAUCAAUGGGAGUGGCUUGCUCAACCGCUUCAAAUCGACCUGGUGGAGGAGCACCAUGCUCGAUGGCACAUUUAUGUCCGAAUGUGCUAUGAGCUGUACCCGGUCAGCUGGCGCCGAGACUUUGUGCAAGGCAUCCGGGACGCGACCUGGUACGCCAUAUUUCAGCCCUGGCAGCUGGCAGUGAUCCCCUGGCACUCGUCCAAGGAGGGGGGCGUGUCCUUCCAAGAGGACCUUGUUUUCGACAAGCCGCGGAACAGCAUGCAAGUCAAGAUUGAGAUGAAGCAGCCCAAAGAGUGGGGCUACUUCGGUGGUGGCCUUACUCUCCGCGCGGUGCGCGUUGAUUCAUUGAUGCCCGAGGUGCAGCCAGCUUUUGUGAGCCCGGCACAGCCGCUGGCAAUCCGGUUGCAGGUGCCGACCAAGACCAGCCAGCGGACUCGCCCCAGUCAGCAGGGGAGUGCCGCAGCGCUGCUGGGAACAGCGGCGCUCAUUGCUGCUGUGGGCCAAAGACGCCGUGUGGCGGUCAAGGCAAAGUCGGAGGACCAGCCGGACAACUUCCUGGCGGCCGUGGGCCGCCGCGCCUCGUUGGCGCUACCCAGCGCUCUGGUGGCCGGUGCUCCUGCAUACGCUGAGUACGAAAUUAUCGACCUCCGGGGCCGCGCGGAAAACGGGUGCAUCGAGUGCGGCACCAGCGGCCUGGUGAACUGCAACAUGUGCGAAGGCACGGGCCAGUACAGGACGUGGGGUACACCCCAAGAGCGCACCCCAGUCCAGCAGUACCUGACCUGUCCGGAGUGCAACGGCCUGGGGGAGAAGGUGUGCCAGAAGUGUGGCGGCACCGGGCUCCCGGCCAAGAAGCUCAAGGGCCUCUUGCGCGACCCCAUCUUCGCGAAGGUCGCGUUCCGGCUGAAGCGCCAGAGGGUGGACGUGAACACGGUAGACAAGAUGAAGGCCGAUGUGCGCAAAGCGGUCGCGGCCGCGGAGAAGCGCUCGGGUCCCAUGGGAAGAGCCGGAACCAACCGGCUCGCCCCCAGUGCAACUUGUGGAGCCGGUUCCGAAGCCAGGGCUUCCCUUUGUUUCUUUGCGGGUGGUUCGGGCCCGUGGGGACAGCCAAACGUUGGCGGGGCAGGCUCCCAAAACGACGUGCCUCUUUUUCGACAGGCACUUUGA